ACUUGUUGUCAGACAGACUAACGAAGUGUUAAAGUGGUGUACUUGUAUAAAUGUUUAAAUGUGAGUGUGGAUUUGUUUUCUUUUUUUAUUCGUCUCCGGUCCACGUGUACACAGCCUUUAAAUAGCGCGAUAAUGUAGUCCACGCUAUUCAAAUGAGGAAAAAUAAGCGUUUUAUAAUUGCUUGGCGGAUCAUAGAAAGUGAAUGGCAGGAGUCAAUGUACACGAUGUGAUGAGAACGAUGCUGCGUUAUUUGAUAGUAUAAAUGCGCAGUCACUGUCGGUAAAUACAUUCCACGCGUCGUACGAGGCACACGCACGCGCACACAGUGAGUCCUGCCUGGCAUGUCCGCUGCGCUGCUGCUGCCUUUCACGUGAUCUGAGGUCUCUCCCGUGCACAGUCAUGCGGAUGACAGCGACAGAAAAGAUGGCUUAUUUAAUGCCUUUGUGUUACACACUUACUAUGUGGCUGACUUUCAUUCACUGCACUAAUGCACAUCUCUGGACACAAGAAAAGUUUCACCAUCAAGCGGCCCCGCUCACACCUGAUGAGAUCCAGACCGCCCUGUCCCACACGGACCUGGCCCAGAUGUGGCAGAGGGACCUGAGGCCGUUGCUUGUUACCAGAUAUCCUGGAUCUACAGGCAGCCAGGCUGUGCAGCAGCAUAUUAAAACAACCCUGGCUUCCCUUGGAGCAGGCUGGCAGGUGACAGAGGAUACGUUCAUGUCACAGACACCCUAUGGCCCGCUUCCCUUCACCAACCUCAUUGCCACCCUCAACCCAUCAGCCAAGCGCCGCCUGGUGCUGGCCUGUCACUACGACUCCAAGUAUUACACGCAGCAAUGGCACGGCAGGGAGUUUCAAGGCGCCACGGAUUCUGCCGUCCCGUGUGCCAUGAUGCUGGAACUGGCACGAGCCCUUGAUGAAGAGCUGAAAAGUCACAAGGCAUCCACCCCCAGCCUGACCUUACAGUUGCUUUUCUUCGAUGGCGAAGAAGCUCUUGUCCAGUGGACUCCUAUUGACUCCCUCUAUGGCUCUCGUCACCUGGCACAGAAGAUGGGGACCACCCCGCACCCCCCAGAAGACGCAAGCACCAAUCAACUGGACGGCAUAGAUCUGUUUGUAUUAUUGGACCUGAUCGGGGGCCCCAGUCCACGCUUUGGUAACCAGUUCCAAAGCACAACAUACUGGCUCUCCCGACUGCAAAACAUUGAAAAGCGUCUGCACUUUAUGAACCAACUUGAAAAUCAUCUUGAUGAGGUGGAAUAUUUCUGGCCAGAUCACCCAGUUGGUCAAAUUCAAGAUGAUCAUAUUCCAUUCCUUAACAGAGGUGUCCGCGUCCUACACAUAAUACCCUCCCCUUUCCCUGUCGUGUGGCACACAUUUGAGGACAACGAGCAGAACCUGGACCGUCCCACCAUUCAGAACCUCAACAAAAUUUUACAGAUUUUUGUCCUGGAGUACCUCAACGCCAGACCUGUCCCUCCCACAAUUUCCCCGUAAAACGUUCACAUUUACCAUUUUUUAGGAAUUAUAUGUAUUUCUUGGCUUAUGAUUUGAGAUGUAACAUUUUGCCUUUGGCCAAAACAACUGCAUUCUUUUAGAUUACAAACCUAAACAUAGUUUGUUUUGUGCUUUUUUUAUGUGCAACUUAUUGAAUUUUGUUUAGCAGGUCACACCAUACAGUACAAGCUAUUCUGCAUGUGAGAUGCCUACAGAGUGGUACCUCGGUUUUUGUACACCCAACCUUUUGGAUAUUGUUCGGCCAAGCAUUGCACGUAACAAACUAGUCGGCGUGUCAUUCCACGGAAUUGAGCGCCCAAUCAAAGAACUUUGCACGCUAUUGGCUUAGUUGCUAUGCUUUUUUUUUUUUUAAAUAGAGCAUAAAUGCUAAGAGCAAUGCAGUCAAAUAUGUCAUUAACUGUUAGAAUGCAGAGGCGUGCAGGAAAAACAGAGCAAAUCCAAAAGCAAAAUAAGAAAUACAAACAGACCAGAAAAGUAGAAAAAAGGCAACAGGAGAUGCAACAGAUUGCAUGUAGUAGAGAUGGGAAUCUUACCACAACUCACGAUUCCAUUCCUUUCCGAUUCUUGUGGUGACGAUUAGAUUCAGAAUUCAGAUUCUCGCAAUGUAUAAUUUGGUAUAAAAAUGAUCAUAAAACAUAUUAAAAACAGGUUACAGGAUUGCCUAAAAACCUUAGUUUUUCAAAAUGUAUUGUAAAAAAAAUGGCCACAAACGAUUUUUAAAAAUUGUGAAUCAAUUUAGAACUGCGCUUUAAAUGUGAAUCGAUUUUUUCUGAACAUCCCUAGCAGCUAGCACGGUGGUUCUCGAAUUUUUUCUCACCAAGUACCACCUCAGAAAACACUUGGCUCUCUUAAGUACCACCAUAAUAACCAACAUUAAAAUAUAGUCACGUACUAGGCCUAAGUAUUCAUUAAAACAAAGCGGAAGUUUUAUUUAACAAGUAUAUUUAAAGUUUUUGGCCACUGUAGCAUAACACAGUUUGAAUAGUAACAUUGUUUGAAUAUUGGAAAAUGAAACAAUUAGCGUACAAGUUGAUGUAGCCCGCGUACCACUAGUUUGAAAAAUCACUGAUCUAGCAUAAAUGUUAUACUCUGAACGGUAAAGUAAUGAAACACUGGGCUUAAGAGCACUCCUGAUUAGCGGUUACAGUACAAACAGGAGUAAAUGGAAUAUGUGCUGUCUGUACACUUGCAUGGUGGUUGUUGGCGUGACCCCGGGAUGCAGAGACAGGGGGUGAUGUGUAUGUAAGGAGGUUUGAUUAACAAAAAGAAGGAAAAGGCACACCAGGAAUAUAGUCACAAUUGACAAUGAGCCAGAGUGGCAAGGAAGGCGAGACUGACACAUUAACCCUCCUGAUUAGAGUCCCCUCAUCACUAAUUAAGAGCAGGUGUGGACAACAGCGCUCAGAAACAGUGGUGAAGUCACUGCAAGACAUAACCAAAACAGGAAGUGGUACAAAAAUAUAAGCGCUCGACAGGGAGGAACACUAAACACAGGAAAAACCAUACACAAAAACCCCAAACUAUCACGCAGAUCAUGACAUGUUCAACCUAAAACAAGAAACAGAUGUAACACAAUAAAAGUAAAUGACUGUCUAAUCAAUGAAAAAGGGACACCAAAAGCCAUACCCUACCAUGUGGAGCCAGUACUUUGAUAAAGAUGGUAAACAACAACACUGAAUUCAACUUGUAGCUUAACUUGUCUUUGCGAAGCAGUGAUCAAUAAAGGUCAAAGUUAUGUUACAUAUUUAUUUCAUAAUUUAAAGGUACUUUGCAUUGUUUUCUGCAGGUAAAAUAUAAUGGCAAUGUAGAAGAAAUAUUAUUGGGUGUCUGGAAUGGAUUUAUCUUAUGGGUUCUCGUAAACAAUCCUGUUUCCGCCUGAUAUUUUGGAACCGAUGACUAACGAAUAACGGAGGUAUCACUCUGCAAUCUUUACUUUGGGAAUGGAAAUGUAAACACAAUGAUUGACAAAUCACAAAAUAAAUGAUCUGUCUUUGUUUAGAUCAAUUCCACUAUUUCGAGGCAAAUUUGGAGAGGGACAUCUUAAAAAACGUCUUCCGUUGUUGUGACGUGUCGUCUUAUGCAUGAAUGCUCAACUGAAAUACAUCAUUCAUAACCAGACUCAUAAUGUGUGUGUUUUAAUUAUUCCCAACUGUAAAUCCAUGCAGUGUUUAUGGAGCAAAGCAGUCAGGAGGAAGUUGACUUAUUUGUAUUGCAACAGCAUCUUUAUCCCCUCAUAUCCUGUCUUCUUAGAUGGUAAAACAAAAAACUUCCUGUGCUAUGCUUGUCUUUAUUUACUUGAGAUUACUAGCCUGAUGGUAAUAAUGUACAAUAGCUGAACUCCUUUUCUGUGUAUCGUGACUCGCAAAUAAAUGU
Molecule: messenger RNA, 3894 nt
Organism: Entelurus aequoreus (snake pipefish)
Lineage: Eukaryota; Metazoa; Chordata; Actinopteri; Syngnathiformes; Syngnathidae
Gene: qpct
Product: glutaminyl-peptide cyclotransferase
Exons: 7
Coding region: 400-1500 (366 amino acids)
Molecular function (GO): glutaminyl-peptide cyclotransferase activity; zinc ion binding
Source: RefSeq, a predicted model, not a curated record